AUGUCGAACGAAGACAUGUUAUAUGCAAAGGGGUCCAAAAUCUGGGUUCCCCAUCCAGAGCAAGUAUGGGAGACUGCCACAGUACAGAGGGAUUACCACAAAGGCGACAUAACCAUACAGAUCGUCAAAGAUUCCGGCACUUCAGUGGAACUUUCUACAAAGCCCGAUGGAAGUAAUUUGCCACCACUGCGCAAUCCCGCUAUACUAAUCGGACAAAAUGAUCUGACGGCUAUGUCAUAUCUGCAUGAACCUGCUGUAUUACACAAUCUAAAGGUACGUUUCUGCGAACGACAAAUCAUUUACACAUACUGUGGCAUCAUCUUAGUUGCCAUAAAUCCAUAUGCCGAAUUACCACUCUAUGGCCCAAGUAUUAUACGAGCUUACCGUGGCCGUUCAAUGGGCGAAUUGGAGCCACACAUAUUCGCCUUAGCCGAAGAAGCAUAUACCAAGCUAGAACGUGAGAAAUGUGAUUUAAGCAUAAUUGUAAGCGGAGAGUCGGGUGCGGGCAAAACGGUAUCUGCAAAGUAUGCAAUGCGUUAUUUUGCUGCAGUUGGAGGCUCUGAAUCCGAAACACAAGUUGAACGCAAAGUACUCGCAUCAUCGCCAAUCAUGGAGGCAUUCGGCAACGCAAAGACUACACGUAAUGAUAAUAGUUCACGCUUUGGUAAAUUUACGAAACUACUUUUCAAGAAUAAUAUGAGUGUUAUGAAUCUGACGGGCGCCACAAUGCACACAUAUUUGUUGGAGAAAUCACGUGUUGUAUUUCAAGCGCCGGGCGAGCGGAAUUAUCACAUUUUCUAUCAACUUUGCGAUGCACGUGAAAUGCAUCCGGAAUUAAUAUUAGAUCAUCAGGAUAAGUUUGAGUAUCUUAAAAUGGGGAACUCGCCACAUAUUGAUAGAGUCUCGGACAAAGAGCAAUUCAAAGAAACUAUACAGGCUAUGAUUGUGUUGGGUUUUAGCACAUUGCAGAUAACAGAUAUCUUAAACCUUCUUGCCGGUAUAUUGCAUUUAGGCAAUAUAAUAUUUGUACCACRGCAUAAGAAAGGUACUAACGAAGUCGAUCCUGACGGUUGUGAUAUCAAUCAUAAUGAUCUACACCUUCAUGUGACUGCUGACAUGUUAAAAAUUAAUCCAGAUGAGUUGCGUCAAUGGUUAAAAACACGUCAAAUCGAAUCAGUUAACGAGCAAGUGCUUAUACCGAACAGCAUUAGCACGGCGCAAGCUGCCAAAGAUGCGCUUGCAAAGCAUAUCUAUGCGAAACUUUUUCAGUAUAUCGUACAAGUUAUCAACAAGAGCCUAAAUACGGCUAGUCGCAAGCAAAACAGUUUCAUUGGCGUCUUGGAUAUUUAUGGUUUCGAGACAUUCGAAGUAAAUUCAUUCGAACAAUUUUGCAUUAACUAUGCAAAUGAGAAAUUGCAACAACAAUUCAAUCAACAUGUAUUCAAAUUGGAACAAGAGGAAUAUUUGAAGGAAGGCAUAACAUGGACAAUGAUAGACUUCUAUGAUAAUCAGCCCUGCAUAGACUUAAUAGAAUCGAAGCUGGGCGUACUAGAUCUCCUCGAUGAGGAAUGUAGGAUGCCCAAGGGCAGUGACGAGAGUUGGGCUGGCAAACUAAUUGAAAAAUGCAAUAAAUAUCCACAUUUUGAAAAACCACGUUUCGGCACCACAAGCUUUUACAUUAAGCAUUUCUCCGAUACGGUUGAAUAUGACGUUUAUGGUUUUCUGGAAAAGAAUCGUGAUACCGUAUCGAAAGAGCUGGUCAAUGUUAUACGUCAAUCGCAGAUGUCGCUAUGCAAACAAUUAAUGGAUAUGGAGGAAAUUGAUACGCUGUGCGCAGACGCCGCAAAAGUAACAACGCUAGGUGGACGUGUAGUGAUCAGCGCAACUAGGCAACAGUUAACUGCAGACAAUCGCAAGCGAAUCGCUCCGUCAAAACAACAUCGCCGUUCGGUUGGCUCACAAUUUAGAGAGAGUCUUUCAUCGCUCAUAUCCACUUUGCAUGCAACAACACCGCAUUACGUGCGCUGCAUAAAGCCGAACGAUGAUAAAGUGGCCUUCAAGUGGGAGGCUUCCAAAAUCGUACAACAACUGCGCGCAUGUGGUGUACUCGAAACGGUACGCAUCUCAGCCGCUGGUUUCCCAUCACGCUGGUCCUACCAUGACUUUUAUAUGCGCUACCAAUUGCUGUCUCAUCGCACGUUGGUCAACAAAAACGACAUGAAGCAAUCGUGUCACAAUAUUGUGACUAAAUGGAUACUCGACGUGGACAAGUAUCGUUUCGGCAAUACGCAAAUAUUCUUUCGGGCCGGYCAGGUAGCCUAUCUGGAACAGGUGCGCGCGAAUUUGCGCAAGAAAUACAUAACGAUCAUACAGUCGGUGGUGCGUCGUUUUAUACAGCGGCGACGGUUUCAGCGUUUGCAGCGGACGGCGCUCGGUAUACAACGUUAUGCGCGCGGYUAUUUGGCUCGCCAGAAAGCGCAACAAAUGCGGGAAGAGCAUGCGGCUGUUGUCAUAUCGAAAUAUGCGCGCGGUUGGUUGUGCCGUCGACGUUACCUGCGACUGCGUCACACAAUUUGUGGCAUACAACAGUAUGCRCGUGGUAUGCUGGCACGUCAACGCUUCCARGCCGCCAUGGAUCACUAUCGCGCUGUGCAAAUACAACGCUUCAUACGCGGCUACUUGGCGAGACGYGCCUAUCAGAAGAAACGACGCGCUAUCAUUGUCUGCCAGUCGGCGGUGCGGCGUUUCCUGGCGCGUCGUCAAUUCAAGCGAUUGAAGGCAGAAGCGAAAACCAUUUCGCAUAUACAGAAAAUGUACAAAGGUCUCGAAAACAAGAUCAUAUCAAUGCAACAGAAGAUUGACGAGCUGAAUCGCGAGAAUGUUAGCUUGAAGUCGAAGUCAAGCGAAAUUUCCGUAUUAAAAAUGAAACUUGAAGUGAAGAAAUCCCUGGAACUUGAAGUGCGUAAUCUGAAAUCGAUCGUCGCUGAAAAGGAUAACAAUUUGGCGGCAUUGAAUAAGCAAUUGGAAACUGAACGUGAUGAAAAAAUGCAAUUACUCGAGGAGAAAGAUCACUCUGAGGAGGAUUGGGUGCAACAAAAACAGGUUUGGCGCAUGGAAAAUAUCGAAUUGCGCAAGCAGAUCGAUCAAAUGAUCGAAAUGGCGAAGAAUGCUGAAAUGAAUACCAAUUCGCGUAUGGAACGUACAUUUUCUGAAGUUGAAACCUACGAAAUUAAUGAGGCCUACCAGCGUGCAAUUAAAGAAAAAGAGAUUAUAGAAAAUGAAAAUUACAUGCUGAAAGAGGAGUUGAGUCGCCAUCAGAAACCGAAUGGCACACGAGAUAAUAAUCAACAUUCACGUUCGGUUAGUAAUGCUUCGAGUCAAAAUGAAGACGACGUCGGCUAUGUUUCCGCCAAGAAUACGCUCGAACUGCGACGCCAUCAAGGUGGAGAGAAUGCCAAUCAAAUAUCACCGGAAACCUUUACGACAAUCGAAACUACGUCAACGCCGAAAUCGGGUCAAACGAGUCUGAUUUUGAAAUUGCGCAGCAUACUCGAAGAAGAGAAAAAGAAAAAUAAACAGUUGACUGAACAAUUGGAGCGGCUAAUGAAGCGAAAUAAUCAAACAGAAGACUCUAUACGCGUUUCCGAACUGGAGGUGGAGAAUGAGAAACUACGCAGCGACUAUGAUCUCUUGCGSAGCAGCAUCAAUCAUGGCUCCGAAAUGAACGAAUUAGAAGCUCAAUAUCAAGCGCUGCAAGAGGAACUCCGACGUCGUCGUGAUGAGUGCAUCCAGCUAAAAGCUGUUCUGCAACAGCAGAGUCAAUCGUUGAAGUCAUUCGGUACCACAGGCGUUUCGUUGCGUGGCGUGGAUUUGAAGAAUUUGAAUGAUAAUGAAUUGAUCGAGGCUUUCCAAGCACAGAAGCUGGUCAAUCGACAAUUGGAAUCCGAGUUGAGCGCUUUAACCGAAGAGAAUAACGCACAUCUCGCCGAUCUCACACGACAAAUUGAUGAUUUGCGUCACGAAAAGACACAACUACAGGAACUGCUACAUAAUGGACUGGAGCAAAGCGUUGAAAGCAAUAUUGAGGCAUUGCGUCAGAGUGAACGGUAUCUSCGUUACGAGUUGCAACGUUCGGUAUUGCAAUAUUCACAGCUACAGGAGGAAAUGAAUGCCAUGACUYGCAAAUUUGAGGCGCUAAAACAGGGUAAUGACAAGCUAAUGUUCAAACUAAAGGAGCACGGCAUUCCUCAAGAUGGUAAUAGCAAAGAAAAUGAUAAAAAGGCUGUGACUAAUGUGAGCAAGCAGAAGAUACAAAAUUAUCAAGGUGUCAUGAAGUUCCGCAGUGAAGAUCUCGAUAAAAUUCUGCAACGUCUGGUGGGCGAUAUGACUCCACGUUUGGCUAUUGGAUUAUUACCCGGUUUCCCUGCGUAUAUAAUAUUCAUGUGUAUACGUUAUACUGAUCUUAUAAAUGCUGAUGACGAUGUACGCGAUCUGCUAAGCAAAUUCGUGAUGCAAAUCAAAAAAAUACAUCGUAACCCAAAUGUAAUCGAAAUACGUUCACUUUGGUUGGUCAAUUCCAUCACACUUCUCAAUUUAUUGAAACAAUAUGGUGACGUUGAGGAAUAUGUUAAAUUCAAUACGGACAAACAAAAUCAACAACAACUAAAGAAUUUCAAUCUGUACGAGUAUCGGCGCGUAAUAUUAGACAUAAUUAUCAGUUUAUACCAGGUGUUGGUGAAGCAGAUACAAACCUUAUUGGAGCGUUAUAUCGUACCAGCCAUACUCGAUAAUGACGAAAUCCAACGUAAUCGGCAAGUACAAGGUAUGCGCGGUCGUACUGCCUCAAUGGAUUCAACGUCAUCACCCGAGCAUGGUAAAGUAGCUGCCUGGAAGCUGCUCAUCAAUCACCUGGAACAAUUUUAUAAACAAUUCCAACACUUCGGCUUAGAUCGUUGUUACUCAGAACAGAUUUUCCAUCAAUUGUUGUAUUUCAUUUGUGCGGUCGCACUAAAUUGUUUAAUGUUACGUGGUGAUAUAUGUAUGUGGGAGACUGGCAUGAUCAUACGUUACAAUUUGGGUUAUAUUGAGGAUUGGGUGCGCAGCAAGGGAAUGUCAAAUGAUGUGUUGGCACCAUUGGCGCCACUGAAUCAAGUAUCACAGUUGUUGCAAUCGCGCAAGAGCGAACAAGAUGUUCAAAGUAUUUGUGAUUUGUGCACAUCGUUGAAUACGGCGCAAGUGUUGAAGGUUAUGAAAUCAUACAAACUGGAUGAUUAUGAAGGUGAAAUAACGAAUACGUUUUUGGAGAAACUCACCAAAAAGCUAAACGAACGUGCAAUGAUUAAAAACGACGAAUUUACUAUGGAUCAGAAAUUCAUACAUCCCUUCAAAGUGGUUUUCAAGUAUAGUGAUGUCAAAUUAGAGGAUAUUGAAUUGCCGAAACAUUUGGGCCUGGAAGACCUAUUGGCGAAAAUUUAAAUUAAACGUUAUGUGUGUAUUAUAAACAAUGUCGUUAUAAAUUUAUACAGUCCAAACACUCCACCCUCCGACAAAGCAAGAAAAUAUAUAUAAAUUAAUACUAGAAAAUGCUAAAAUUAUGAAUUUAUAUUAGCUAAGCCUUAGUUACCUAUAUACUUCCAAGCUAAAAUUGUUAUUGUUAGAAAAGAGUUGUGACAGAAAUAUGUAUUGUGUACCUUGCGCAAUUUGUUGCCAUUGAAACAUACACAUAUUAUUAUUAUAGUAAAUUACGUACUUAUGAAUGAACUGAACAUUCCCCCCUACACGAAAAAAAGUAUUUUGUAACUGAAUACUUUAACACUAGUGCCAAUAUAUACAUAAUUAUAUUUAGAAAAAAAAAACCAUGCAUAGCAUAAAAACUAAUUGGACUAUUUCAGUUACUUAAAAUAUAUUAUAUAAAUUAUUUGUAUUAAUUUACCUUAAGCUUAUAAGCAAUUUUAUUAAAA
Bactrocera latifrons is the source of this 5960-nucleotide messenger RNA. It is a transcript of the gene didum, whose product is annotated as unconventional myosin-Va. Gene Ontology annotation, biological process: actin filament organization; vesicle transport along actin filament. NCBI's taxonomy places the organism in Eukaryota, Metazoa, Arthropoda, Insecta, Diptera, Tephritidae. Gene Ontology annotation, cellular component: myosin complex; actin cytoskeleton; cytoplasm. The coding region runs from base 1 to 5475 and encodes 1824 amino acids. Gene Ontology annotation, molecular function: actin filament binding; ATP binding; microfilament motor activity. The transcript is spliced from 22 exons. The record is from RefSeq and is a predicted model, not a curated record.